Molecule: messenger RNA, 2703 nt
Organism: Quercus robur (English oak)
Lineage: Eukaryota; Viridiplantae; Streptophyta; Magnoliopsida; Fagales; Fagaceae
Product: exonuclease 1
Exons: 15
Coding region: 150-2360 (736 amino acids)
Molecular function (GO): 5'-3' DNA exonuclease activity; metal ion binding; DNA binding
Source: RefSeq, a predicted model, not a curated record
ACAAUCACAUUGUUUUGCUUUGUAACUCACUCUUUUCUUCUCUUUCUCUUCUCUCUAUAAAAAUGUCUCUGAUCCAAGAUUAGCAGCCAGGUAAAGGACUCGGGUCCUCCUAGCUCAAUAGCUGGUAUAGAAAGAUUUAGAAAACAAACAUGGGGAUUCAGGGGCUUUUACCACUGUUGAAAUCGAUAAUGGUACCAACCCACAUCAAGGAAUUGCAAGGUUGUUCUGUUGCGGUCGAUACCUAUUCUUGGCUCCACAAGGGUGCCUUGUCUUGCAGCAGAGACCUCUGCAAGGGCCUACCCACCACCAGGCACAUUGAAUAUUGCAUGCAUAGAGUGAAUCUGCUCCGGCAUAAUGGUGUUAAACCUAUUCUGGUAUUCGAUGGGGGUCUUUUGCCAAUGAAGGGUGAACAAGAGAACAAGCGUGGCAGGGUGAGGAAGGAAAAUCUUUCACGUGCUAUUGAGCAUGAGUCACAAGGAAAUUCUGCUGCUGCUUACGAGUGCUACCAGAAAGCCGUUGACAUCUCACCUUUGAUUGCAUGUGAACUAAUCCAGGUGUUAAAGCAGGAGAACGUUUCUUACGUCGUGGCUCCUUAUGAGGCAGAUGCCCAAAUGACCUUCUUGGCAGUCAGCAAGCAGGUUGAAGCCGUUAUCACUGAAGACUCGGAUCUUAUACCAUUCGGCUGUCCCAGAAUUAUCUUCAAGAUGGACAAGUUUGGUCAAGGUGUUGAGUUUCAACAUUCCAUGCUACAACAGAACAAGGAGAUCAGUUUUGCAGGGUUCACAAAGCAAAUGCUUCUUGAGAUGUGUAUUCUGAGUGGAUGUGACUACUUGCAGUCAUUGCCAGGAAUGGGCCUGAAAAGGGCUUAUGCAUUAAUUAAAAAGUUCAAAAGUUACGACAAAGUAAUUAAGCACUUGAGGUACAGCACUGUUUCUAUCCCUCCAUCCUAUGAAGAAUCGUUCAGGAAAGCAAUAUUAACUUUCCAGCAUCAACGGGUUUAUGAUCCUAUCAAUGAAGAUAUUGUACAUUUAUCUGACAUAUCUGAUAAUAUUGGAGAUGAUUUGGACUUCCUUGGCCCAUUGAUAUCACAACAGACAGCGAAAGGCAUAGCAAAGGGUGAUCUUGACCCAUUUACAAAAAUGCCAUUUCAGGUAGAGAAUGUUAGUUCUGACCUGGUACUUGACAGAACUCCCCAACUCAAACAAUUUAAUCCAGAUAGUUUAAGGAAGAAGAUAGAAUUGCCAGUUCAGAAGAAUCUCUUGACUAAGUAUUUCUGCUUUGCAUCCCUUGAAGCAAAGAGAAAAUUCAGGGCCCCUCGGAUGUCACCUAAUCAUCCAAUUCCAGAGGAUCACUCUUCUCUCAGUCCCAAGGAAUACAUCAAUGUGGAGGCUGCUGAAUGUAAAAUGAACUGCUUGCCAGCAUCCCUGCUUGAGUCCAAAAGCACUGGCACUGUCCCUCUUGCUAACAACCCUGUGGAAGAUGAUUUGGCCUAUGAAAUUCCAGAGUUUCCUGCUGGGGAAAGAAGUCCAGAACAUACUCUAGUGCAACAACCCCAGUAUUCCAUUCAUAAACCUUGUACAGCAAUGCAUAAGGAGCGUGAAUGUAAGACCAUUCCACAUCCGGCUGAGGGAACAGAGACAGGAAAUGUUGUAGGAAGGAGUUCUUACUUUCUACUCAAGUCAGAAAACCAGAAGGACCUGACCAAUAACCAAGAAAAGGUAAAGGCUAAUGGCUUCAGUAAUGAAUAUGAGAAUACUGUACCACAUCCAGCUGAGGGCAAAACAAGAACAGAAACUGGAAAGGUUGUAGUAAAGAGCUCUUACUUUCAACAAAAGUCAGAAAACCAGAAGGACCCAAACAAUAACCAAGAAAAGGUUAAGGCUAAUGGCAUCAGUAAUGUAUAUGAGAAUACCAUACCUGAGAAUGAUUCUUUUAGAGAUAACCAUCUUAAGGACAAAGUCCUGAAAAGGAAGAUCUCCCCAAAUGACUGCGUUGAAAAAGAAAAUGUGCAAUCCAAGCUUAAGCAUGUAGAUUCAGCUCUUCCUGAUACUGGUUACUGUGCCUCUAAUUUCGACAGAACAUCUAUAGAGACUGAAGCUACAGAAGAAAAAUUUGGAUCCAACAUUUCCCAUUUAAGCCAUUAUUCUGAAAUAUCAGAGAAAUCAAUGGAAAAAUUUGUUUCAGUAAUAACAUCAUUCAGAUGCUCCUCAUCUGGUUCUCGUGCCAGUGGUCUCCGUGCUCCUCUGAAAGAUGUCCAGAAUAGUUGUACAACUAGGCCGACCAUUGCCGUGGACUUCAGCCAAUUUGCAUAUGUACCAAAUAAGCAGAGGAAGACUGCCUUAGCAUCUCGCAGAGGCUGAAUUUGUAUUUAAUCAUAAUUGUUUUUGGCUGAUAUCCAAAUGAUCCAUCUCAGUUGCAACAGGGCUCGCUUGCCUCAAGGACUUGUUUUUUGGUUACUGGAGGCCUUUGGUUAGACUGCCACCUGCCUUAUUGAUGUGUUUGCGUGGUUUUUAACAGAUUUCUGAAAGUUUAGAAAUCAUUAUUAGAUGUUCUUGUGCUUUGAUCUAUGCAAAGCUCUUCCGCAUUGAAGCAAAUACUAGAUGGGCAGUUUUCUUGCAGUUGUAAUUGCUCACCUUUUGCUUUAAUGUAUUCAUAUGUAAAGGAUUCAAAUUUGUUCAAUGUUGUGUUACAUUCUAUAGAUCA